Molecule: messenger RNA, 727 nt
Organism: Camelina sativa (false flax)
Lineage: Eukaryota; Viridiplantae; Streptophyta; Magnoliopsida; Brassicales; Brassicaceae
Molecular function (GO): phenylpyruvate tautomerase activity
Source: RefSeq, a predicted model, not a curated record
UUACCAUUAUAUGCUCUCUUACCGUUAUCUCAACUUCCAUAUCUGAAAGCCACUUGGUUUUGAUUUGUCGGAAAAAGGAGACGACAAAGAAACAAGAAGAUGCCCACUUUGAAUCUCUUCACAAACAUACCAGUCGACGCCGUCACUUGCUCCGACGUUCUCAAGGACGCUACUAAGGCCGUCGCUAAGAUCAUCGGCAAACCUGAAUCCUAUGUGAUGAUACUGCUUAAUAGUGGAGUGCCCAUUGCCUUUGCUGGUACCGAGGAACCCGCUGCGUAUGGAGAAUUGAUAUCUAUUGGGGGAUUAGGACCAGGCGUUAACGGGAAGCUUAGCGAGACGAUAUCUGAGAUUCUCCAAAUUAAGCUCUCUAUAGAUAGCUCCCGCUUUUAUAUCAAAUUCUAUGAUUCCCCGCGACCCUUCUUUGGUUUCAACGGAUCAACAUUCUGAAACAUGGAUUGAGACAGAUGAUGGUAAAGAGGCGAAUUCAACCUUGGUAAUGAAGCUUGGGUUAGAAGAACUGUUUGCUUAUCAUCAAUUUCAAAAGCUCUAGUUCUUAAGCUUUCAUUUGAUAUCCCAAUAUAAACCUCAUCUCAUGUUCAAAUUGCUUUUGGGACUUGUUGUAACUUUGUAACUUGUGAUAUGAUAUCAAAGUUGUCAUACUAAUUAACACAGCAAAUUGUAUGAGGAUUGUUUUCGCAAUCUUGUAAAAAAAUAUUGUUUUUGUCAA